AGAUCAGAAGUUGGUCGGAAGAAGUUAGGAAGAGAGUAUCUGUAGUAGAAAAUCUUUUUAGACGCAAUAUAGUUUGGAUAAAGUUUAUUUUAUAUACAUGUGCCGUUUUGUGAUCCUAUUACAACAAGCUCAGUGUGUAUUGAGGAUGACACUCUAAACGAUUUAGAGAGUUAAAUAGCAACUUGUGUAUCAUUGAGAAUAUUUUUUCACAGCAAUGCGACGUCGACCGAAUGUUUGUGUUCAAGUUGCUUUCUUAGUGUUCGCGUUCAUCCCAAGUUUUAUCCAAGUGAUGGUGACGUGUUCCCCAAAUCCGUGUGAAAAUGGAGCUUCUUACGUGCUCAACGUGCGCGGAGAAGCCCACUGCAAAUGUCCGCCAAUGUUUGUUGGAGAGUACUGUCAGUACCUGAAUCCCUGCCAUACUGGUGCUGGACCAAGAUGCCAGAACGGUGGCAGUUGUAACGUAAACCUGAGUGUCAGGACUAGUCCAACUUUUACGUGCACCUGUCCGAUUGGUUACACAGCUUCACUCUGUGAGAUUGCUCUUCCGAAUAUUUGUGACAGUGACCCGUGUCAGAAUGGGGGCACGUGCACUCUCAAAUCACUGGACAAUUAUACGUGUACGUGCGCAGCAGGAUUUAGAGGGAACCAUUGUGAACAAGUGGACCACUGCGCUUCUCAACCUUGUCGUAACGGUGCCUCCUGCCAGUCUUUACGGGAUUCAUACCGCUGCACCUGUGCUCAAGGGUUCACUGGAAGCACAUGCACGCGUGACAUCAACGAGUGCCAAAAAGAUCCUUGUAUUUACGGCGUGUGCAUGAAUACUGUCGGCUCUUACAGAUGUUUCUGUAAUUUUGGUUACACUGGCCAGAGGUGUGAGUCUAAGUACGUUCCUUGUGAUCCCAGUCCUUGUAAGAAUGGUGGAACCUGUAACCCCAUCGAGACUUUGAGCUACCAAUGUUCGUGUCUGCCAGGCUUCACGGGCAUCGACUGUGAUAUCAAUAUUGACGAUUGCGUCGGGAAUUUGUGUCAGAAUGGAGCCACUUGCGUAGAUGAAGUAGACAAGUACACUUGCAGGUGCCCCCCAAAUUAUACAGGACCAUACUGCAGCAAAGAUGUGGACGAGUGCGCGUUAAAGCCCAGUAUAUGUCAAAACGGGGCUACCUGUAUAAACGUAAUCGGCGGUUACUCUUGUAUUUGUGUAAACGGUUGGAGUGGGACUGAUUGCAGUGAAAAUAUCGACGACUGUGCAGGCGCUGCUUGUUUCAAUGGAGCCACUUGCCAUGAUCGUGUUGGAUCAUUUAUCUGUGAAUGCGCUCAAGGAAAAACUGGCUUAUUAUGCCACCUAGAUGAUGCCUGUGCAAGCAACCCUUGCCAUUCAGGAGCUAUCUGCAACACACAUCCGAUAGACGGAAGUUACCGAUGUUCGUGCCCUAGCGGUUUUCAGGGAAACGACUGCACAGAUGAUGUCGAUGAAUGCAAAGAAGGUUCGCCAUGUGAACAUGGAGGUGUAUGUGUAAACACUCCAGGCUCAUUUACCUGCAAUUGUACCAAAGGAUUUUCUGGACCUAGGUGCGAACUGAAUAUUAACGAAUGUGAAUCUAAUCCUUGCCAAAACGAUGGGACUUGUUUAGACGAAAGAGGUGGAUUUCGUUGUGUCUGUAUGCCAGGAUACAAUGGAGAUCGAUGUGAACUAGAUGUUGACGAAUGUUUUCCAAACCCUUGUUUUAACGGUGGGCUUUGUAGCGAUAGAAUCAAUGGUUAUAGAUGCCUUUGCCCAAUCGGCUUUUCUGGCAGGAAAUGUGAACUGAAUGAUGACGACUGCCUUAGUCAACCGUGCCGAAAUGGCGCUACCUGUAAAGACGGCGUUGCAGGUUUUACUUGUGCUUGUUCAUCAGGUUUUACAGGCCGGAUAUGUGAUACAAACAUUAAUGACUGUCACACUUCUCCAUGCCAUCACGGAGAAUGCAUUGACGGGAUCAACAGUUACAGGUGUAAAUGUAGUCCUGGUUACACUGGCAUCCACUGUCAGACCACGAUCAACGAGUGUCUCAGUAACCCUUGCCAACAUGACGGAUUCUGUGAAGACCUCAUCAAUGGAUACCAGUGUCGCUGUCGUUUAGGGACUUUUGGACCGAACUGUGAACAUAACAUCAAUGAGUGCUUCACCAAUCCUUGUCGCAACGGUGCAACGUGCAAAGAUGGGAUCAAUUCCUACUCUUGUGUAUGCGCUCCCGGUUUUACAGGUCUCCAUUGUGAAAUAAAUAUCGAUGAAUGUGCCAGAAGUCCUUGUGCAAAUGGAGGUAAAUGUAUUGAUCUUGAGAAUGGAUUUAAAUGCGACUGCCCUAGGGGAUAUUUUGAUGCACACUGUCUUUCUGAUGUCAACGAAUGUGAAAGCGAUCCGUGUUUAAAUAAUGGCACAUGUGAAAAUGAAGUCAACAGGUACAUUUGUCACUGCCCUCAAGGUUAUGGAGGUCUUCGCUGUGAAUUGGACAUAGAUGAAUGUCAAUCGAACCCUUGUCAACAUGGAGGCAGCUGUCAUGAUGCUCUGGCUAGCUAUGUGUGUACGUGCCUGGAAGGAUAUACUGGACAAAACUGUGAAGUGAACGUCGAUGAUUGUGCAGAUAGCCCAUGCUUGAAUGGGGGCUCCUGUAUUGAUUUAGUUAAUGCUUAUGAGUGUACCUGUGUGGUUUCUUAUAGUGGUCAGAAAUGUGAAGUGAAACUGGAUCCAUGCUACCCAAAUAAAUGCAAAAACAGAGCAAAAUGCACUCCAUCCUCAAAUUACUUGGAUUUUGCCUGUACUUGUGAACUUGGUUAUACAGGCAGAUUGUGUGAUGAAGACAUCAAUGAAUGUGUCAUUUCAUCACCAUGUCAUAAUGGAGCCACAUGUGUUAACAUCAAUGGUUCGUACACCUGCAUCUGUGCUAAAGGAUAUGAAGGAAGAGACUGUUUAGUAAACAUAGAUGACUGUGCAUCUUUUCCUUGUCAGAAUGGAGGAACAUGUUUAGAUGAUAUUGGGGAGUACACCUGUCUCUGUAUUGAUGGUUUUGGAGGAAAACACUGUGAAACUGACAUUGAUGAAUGUGCCAGCAGCCCUUGCCAAAAUGGAGCUACUUGUAAGGAUUAUGUGAACAGCUACACUUGCAGUUGUGCACUUGGAUUUAGUGGAACAAACUGCCAGACUAAUGAUGAAGAUUGUACUUCUAGCUCUUGCAUGAAUGGAGGAACUUGUAUAGAUGGAAUUAAUACCUACACUUGUCACUGUGCCGAGGGAUACACAGGUUCAAACUGCCAAUUACACAUUAAUGAAUGUGAUUCCAACCCCUGUGAGAAUGGAGCAACAUGUGUUGACCAUGUGGGGUACUACACAUGCCACUGUGUAUUUGGCUAUAUAGGGUUGCAGUGUCAAGAUGUGUUUGACUGGUGUAAUACAAAACCAUGUAUGAAUGGAGCUACGUGUAAGCAAAAUAAAAAUGCAUACCAGUGCGUGUGUCGACCUGGGUGGACGGGUAUCCUCUGUGAUGUGUCAAUGGUGUCUUGCUCUGAUGCUGCCCUUCAAAAAGGCAUUGAGGUGAGUGAAUUGUGCAAUAAUGGUGGAACAUGUGAAAACAUUGGAAAUAGUCAUCAGUGCUACUGUCUAAAGGGCUAUGAAGGAAGUUACUGUCAACAUGAAAUCAAUGAAUGUGCAUCACAACCAUGCCAGAAUGGUGCAACUUGUCGUGACAUGAUUGGACAAUACAGAUGUGAUUGCCCUUCUGGUUUUGAAGGCUUAAACUGUGAGGUCAAUAUUGAUGAUUGUGACCCAGAACCAUGUCGAAAUGGAGGAACUUGCCAUGACCUAGUUAAUAAGUUUGUUUGCUCCUGUCCCCAUGGAACUGUGGGUGUUCUGUGUGAGAUAAAUGAGAAUGAGUGUUUUGAUGGAGCAUGCCACCAUGGAGGCUCUUGUAUCGAUAAAGUUGGAGGCUAUGAAUGUGUGUGUCCACCAGGAUUUGUAGGACCAAGGUGUGAAGGUGAUGUGAAUGAAUGCCUCUCCAACCCUUGUAGUAACCCCGGUGCUCAGGACUGUGUACAAUUAGUCAAUGACUAUCAGUGUGGAUGCAAACCUGGUUUUAUGGGUCGACACUGUGAGACCAAGGUUGAUUUCUGUGCUUCAAACCCAUGUUUAAAUGGUGGAAUCUGUAAUAGCAGUCAAAAUGGUCCUAACUGUGUUUGCCCUGUCGGAUUCUGGGGAGAAAACUGUGGAAACACUGACAUUACAUGUGCUAGUAACCCUUGUAAAAGUGGAGGCCAUUGCCAACCUCAUCAUACUGGGUACAUUUGUAUAUGUCCUCAGGGGACUAAUGGCAAACACUGUGAUAUUGACAUUUAUGAUGAGUGUAUAUCAUCACCAUGCUUGAAUGAAGGAACUUGCAUUAAUAGAAUGGGUAAAUUUGAAUGUGUGUGUCCACAAAGUUGGAAUGGGUUUCGUUGUGAAAAUCUUGAUCCUGUCUUCAGAGGAGGAACUGGGGCAGUAUUUAUUUCAGUUGAGAACCUACAGAAGUCUUUAGAGGAAGAGAAGAAACAGUGUAUUUUCCAAAUGUGCAAAUCUAAGGCUGGAGACCAUCAUUGUGAUGAAGAGUGUAACAGUUUGGCUUGCAAUUUUGAUGGAGGAGAUUGUUCUUUGGGUAUAAAACCAUGGGAAAAUUGUACAGCAGCUAUCAACUGUUGGGAUGUAUUCCGCAACCAUGAGUGUAACCCUGAAUGUAACAACACUGAAUGUCUCUUUGAUGGAUUUGAUUGCACUCAGUACCUUUCACCAUGCAAUGAAUUAUAUGAUAGCUACUGCCAAAUGAAUUAUGCAAAUGGAAGGUGUGAUUCUGAAUGUAAUAAAGAGGAGUGUAAUUGGGAUGGUUUGGAUUGUGAAAAUGAUCAUCCUCAGUUAGCAGAUGGUGAACUUGUCAUCUUCAUUUUGAUGGAUUCAGCAGACUUUCAAGCUAACAACAUCUCCCUUUUGAGGGAAAUUGGACAUGUUCUACGAACAAAUGUAAGGCUUAAAACGAACAUUAAAGGGGAUCAGAUGAUUUAUCCAUGGAAACCUAGAGAUCCCGAUGAGCUUUCCCGGCAUAGUGGCAAAUUUGGAAUUGAAGUUCAUUUGGAGAUUGAUAAUCGACGAUGUCUUAAAUCAACGUAUAGUGAAUGUUUCCAGUCAGCAGCAGAAGCUGCACGGUUUCUUGCUGCAUCUCAUUCUCGUCAUUCCCUGGAUACUGCUUUCCAAAUUGAAAAGAUUCAAGGUUCAGGUGAACUUGAGAAUAAUCACACUCCUGAUGUCACCUAUCCAAAUAUGGUUUACAUCGUUAUUGGAGUGAUUUUGAUAAUCUUGCUUGGACUGCUACUUGGAGUACUUGUUACAGCACAGAGGAAACGAGUACGAGGUAUCACCUGGUUUCCUGAGGGUUUCUUCAAGAAUAAUAGUUGUCAAAGGCAGCAGUCACAACGUCGAGGACCAGAUGGACAGGAGAUGAGGAAUAUGCACAAGCAUGCUUUUACUCACAGAGCUGAUGUGGAUUCCAACGAUAACAAUGCCAUUCCUUCUGACAUAGGAAAAUGGAGUGAUGAGGACUUGGGAGAUCAUCCCUCUGUCAAGAGGAUGAAAAAUGAACAUUCUCCAGAUCCCAGCUUUGGAGAUACUCACACAGUAAUAACCACUACUGAUUAUGAUGAAAAUGAUCCUCGACCUUGGACACAGCAACAUCUUGAUGCAGCAGAUGUUCAUUAUCCUGAUAUUCUUGCUUUGACUCCUCCACAAGCAGAUAGUGAAUUAGAUCCAGGAAACGUUGAUGUUAGAGGUCCAGGAGGUCUCACACCCCUUAUGUUAGCAUCCUUUCGAGGAGGAGGCUUGGAUAUAGGUGAAGAUGUGGAGGAAGAUUACGGAUCUGUUAGCAUGAUACAAGACCUUCUUAAUCAAGGAGCUAUAAUCAACAUGACAACUGAGCGAACAGGAGAAACAUCUCUCCAUCUUGCUGCUAGAUAUGCUCGUGCUGAUGCUGCUAAACGACUUCUUGAUGCAGGUGCUGAUGCCAAUUCACAGGACAAUACUGGUCGAACUCCUUUACAUGCUGCCAUCUCAGCUGAUGCUCAGGGAGUCUUUCAGAUUUUGUUAAGGAAUAGAGCUACAAACCUAAAUGCUAGAAUGCAUGAUGGAACAACACCAUUGAUCCUGGCUUCAAGACUUGCUAUUGAGGGAAUGGUCGAAGACUUGAUAAAUGCAGAAGCUGAUAUUAAUGCAUCUGAUAAUCUUGGGAAAACAGCAUUACACUGGGCAGCAGCAGUUAAUAAUGUAGAUGCUGUCCAAGUUCUGUUGGCCUGUGGAGCAAAUAGGGAUGGCCAAGAUGGAAAAGGGGAAACACCUCUGUUCCUAGCUGCCAGAGAGGGUAGUUAUCAAAGUGUUAGAGUGCUGUUAGAACACUUUGGAAAUCGAGACAUUACUGAUGAAAUGGAUCGUUUGCCAAGAGAUGUAGCCUUGGAACGUAUGCAUCAUGAUAUUGUGAGAAUGUUGGAUGAAUAUAUUCCCCAGAUGUCUCAUAUGCCUAAUAGCACAAGUGGCAACUCUCCACCCAUGAUUAAUGGUUCCACAAGAUCUACCAACUCCAAGAGAAGGUCAAAGAUUAACAAGAUGGCUGCAACGUCUAUACAAAAUGGGAAAAACCUUUCUUUUCAGAAUAGUAAGGAAGGAAUUAGAAAAAAAGCUUCAAUUAAAAAACAUGAAGAGCAAAUCCCAGCUGCUGUACAAGGAUUGAAAGGACAGAAUAACUUACCCUUAUUUAACUCUUUUGAUUCAAAUCCUACAAAUGGUACACAUUUUUCUUUUGAAAACAGUUUUUACAAUGGACAUGAAUUAGCCCUAACUCACCCUAUUUUCACAUCGUUAGAUAGUAUAGCAUGCACAAUGCCCAUAAAACAAUCUCCUCAUUAUAAUGAAUGUAUUAAUCCACAGACUUAUGGAACAAUAAGAAGUAAGGAUGGGCUUCUGGUAUAUGUAAAUGAGGGAAUGUUCCCUCAUUUGCAGGAAAUAAAUAAUAUUACACCUCUUUGCUCUCAACAGAGUUCAAUACCAGAUAACCUAACACUGACCCAGGUGCCAACAUCCUACCAACUUUCUUCAUCUUCUCCAGAAAACCAAAGACCCUCACUUCCAACCUCUCCCACCCAUAUGGUUGCAAUAAGGGCUGCCCACCAGCAAGAAAAUGCACAAAUUCAACCUCAACAAAGUGCCAGCCACACCUAUGAUUACUCUGUCAUGCUGGACUCAAGUUUACAUAACAUAAAUCCACAGGGAUCAGCAACUGGUCAGCAACAAGUGCCUUUUAACCAUCCAUUUCAUUUUCCAACCCCUCCUUCCCAACACAGCUGUAGUGGGUCAGAGGUUACUCAGCAUCACUAUCUGCACACCCCAGAGACAUACUUAACUCCUUCUCCUGAAUCUCCUGGGCAUUGGUCAAGCUCUUCCCCCUAUUCUGCUCAAAGUGAUUGGUCAGAAGGUGUUUCUAGCCCAAUGAAUGCAAAAAAUCUGCAAACACUGUCCUCAGUGAAAUCACAACAACAAGCAGCACUUCAUCCUCAACAACAAAUUCAAAGUACACAUCCACCACCAGAAGCAGUAUUUAUUUAAUAAUUAUAUUGUGUUUUUUGUUUGAAAAUAUCACGUGAUGAAGAAGAUAGCAAAAAAUGACUUGAAAAAGAGAUAACACUUAAAAACAAAUCUUCCUAUUGCCAGCUCACAUCAUAUGAGUUUGUAAAAUAUUGUGUAGUUCAAAAAUACUCACUGAAAGGGAUGUACUCACUCCAGAUAAUAUAUUUAUUGAAGAUGUUCACAUGUGAGCAAGUCUUGUUGGUUCAAUUUUAGUGAUAAAAGCAUUAUACUUUAUGUACAGACCACUUCAGGCUUGUGUCAUUGUUAAAAAUAUUUUUAGGGGGGUAUGUAGAAUUUUUUAUCAUUAUUCUACCUGAGAGAGAAAAGUGAUUUAUCUGUAAUUGGGACAUUGUGUUUCUUAUACACAGUACAGUUAAACUUUUAUUAACAUUUUGGUUUACCAUUAAUCUAGUUUCUUUUUUAAGUGGAAGCAGAAAUGUCAUCUCCUUUUCUUUCAACAGGCAGUUACAGUUCACUAAAGUUCUCAAACAGACAACUUCUUAUUUUAUUUGUGUAAUUUAUGAACUUUGUUUUAGUUAUCAGUUUGUUGUUGUUGUUUUUUUCGAUAAAUGCCUUUCUUUGUAAGUUUCAGAUAACAUUGCAUUUUUCAUUUGUGGAUUAUUAUAAAGAUCUGAUGAAACUUCUUAAAGUUUAUUUUAUUUUUAAGCCAGUUUCUUUUUAUAACAGAGAUGUCUAGUUUAAAGUAAUGUUGUAUUUCAUGACCACUACUUUCCAGAAACCUAUAUCUGUGAUUGGGAAAAAUAUAAAAAAUGUGUUUGUCAGGAAGUAUCUCUUUGCUAGUUUCAAAUUUCAAAUUGUUUAUUAUAAAUGGCAUUAAAAUUAAGGUAUUUAGAUUAUAACAAAAUUCUAUCCCUUCAUGAUUUGGAAAUGAUCUCAUUAGCAGAAAAUAAAUCUAUUAAAAUUAUUAUUUUUCGUAUUUUCUUUUUUGAGAUACAAAACUUUUACAUGUGGAUCAAACUCAAGAGCUUGGGAAUCCAUCUAAAAAUUACAUUUGUAAAUAAAAGCUACUUCACUUGUAUUAAUUUUUUUGUCAGCUCCAUACCACUAACUUCAGUAAUUGUUAAUAUUUUGAAUUUUAAUAUUAGUUUAUCUUAAAUAAGCUUCUUUCAGAACCUCGCCAAAACAAAGACUAUAAACAUGUUUUUUUCGUCUUCUUCUUCUUAAGUUACCAGAAUUUUUUCAACCUUUUGAACAUAAUUUUUAUGUUUAAUCAUGUAAAAUAGUAAAGCAUUAAAACAAGCCUAUAGAAUUAUAUGUAAAAAUAUAAAGGUGUAGAAGUUAAGACUGUUUUAUCUCAUUUCACUCUGAUACAUAGAGAAAAGAGCUAUAUAUAUAUAUAUUGUAUUGUUUUAUUGUAUUAUUUUUCUACCAAUUGUAAGAUACUUGUUAUUCUGUGAUUAAAAAAUGAAAUGCAGCCAUCUAUAACUGACGUUAGUUUCUAGUAUUUCAUUUAGAGUUUGGACAAACUACAGUAUUAGUUUUAAAUUUAUAAAAGAUUAACUGAUCACUAUUGCUUGAACUUUGAUCUGCUUUUAUUAAAUUAUUUAUGAAAAUGUACUGUAGAUUUUUUUUCAAAAUCCUAGAGGACGUUAGUUUCUCAGGGCUGCCUAGUAAGUUGUGAAAUACAUGAUAUAUAUGACGUGUAUUAGUCAUUCAUCUUUUAUGUACAUAUAUAUAUAUAUAUAUCAGUGUUUGAUGUUUUAGCCAUUAUUUUUGCAUGUGUACAACACAAAUUAUUCUUCUAUGGGUUUUACAGUAUUAAAUGUAUU
Molecule: messenger RNA, 9456 nt
Organism: Limulus polyphemus (Atlantic horseshoe crab)
Lineage: Eukaryota; Metazoa; Arthropoda; Merostomata; Xiphosura; Limulidae
Product: neurogenic locus Notch protein-like
Exons: 32
Coding region: 215-7645 (2476 amino acids)
Biological process (GO): cell differentiation; regulation of developmental process; Notch signaling pathway
Cellular component (GO): membrane
Molecular function (GO): protein binding; calcium ion binding
Source: RefSeq, a predicted model, not a curated record